Balaenoptera acutorostrata (minke whale) is the source of this 741-nucleotide messenger RNA. It is a transcript of the gene SATL1, whose product is annotated as spermidine/spermine N1-acetyl transferase like 1. Gene Ontology annotation, molecular function: N-acetyltransferase activity. Bases 1 to 741 code for a protein of 246 amino acids. The transcript has 6 exons. The record is from RefSeq and is a predicted model, not a curated record. Gene Ontology annotation, cellular component: cytosol. NCBI's taxonomy places the organism in Eukaryota, Metazoa, Chordata, Mammalia, Artiodactyla, Balaenopteridae.
AUGAGGCAAACAGUCGUGAGCCAAUCAAGCACGACCCAAUCAAGCACAAGUCAGCCAGGCCUGAGUCAAUCAGGCAUGAGUCAACUGCAACCAGACCCGAGCCAAUCUAGCAUGAGUGAACCAGGUAUGAGGCAACCAUGCCCAAGCCAAUCCAGCACGAAUCAACAAGGCAUGAGGCAACCAGGCCCAAGCCAAUCAAUCAUGAGUCAGCCAGGCAUGAGGCAACCAUGCCCGAGCCAAUCCAGCACAAGUCAACCAGGCCCAAGCCAAUCAGGCACAAGCCAAACAUGCAUGAGCCAAACAGGCAGGAGACAAUCAAGCAUGAGGCAACCAAGUGUGAAUUCUUUCCGAGAAUUGGCUGCCUGUGAAAACAUGCUAGAUGCAAUGAAGUUAACAGAAAAGGAUGUACUCAGGGGUGGCUUUGGGGGCAAUCCCCUUUUCUACUGCUUGAUUGCAGAAGUACACAAUCAUCAAAAACCAUCAGGCAAAGUGACUGUUGGAUUUGCCAUGUACUACUUUACAUACGACCCCUGGAUUGGCAAGUUACUUUACCUAGAGGACCUCCAUGUCAUACAAGCUUACCGAGGUCUAGGUAUUGGAGCUGAAAUGCUGAAGAGGCUAAGUCACGCUUCUACUGACUACUACACUCAUCGAGGGGCUUUAGACCUUUCCUCCGAGGAGGGCAGGCAUCUGUUCAGGUUUAACAGAGAAGAACUCAUGGACAUGGCAGGGGAAGAGUGA